UUUAAUUGAGGAAUAAAUUGAGCAUGUUGGCCUAGUUACACGCAUGUGGAAUACGAAUUUCCAGUUACCCUGCUCGUUGGCCAUGACGUCUAGUAGGCUAGGGCGCUAGCUACCUCGGCAUCAUCAUUUACCAUGCGAAUUGUCCUUGUCUAAUGCGCCCGUUGCAUUCGCAGUGCCUUCAGACCGUCGCCGUGUCGCGUUCAAUGGGGGUACACGCUUCUGCGGCAUCGGCAUCGGCAGUGCACAAAAGGCGCAUGGGCCACUUAUGGAGUGCCUCUCCGCUGCACCGCCCUAGCCCCUUGGCCCAUAAAGCGCCCACGCGCCCGCUUCGAGUGGCUUUAAUUGUGAAUUAAGUCGGUAUUGUGGGCUACACGUGUAGACAGAGCACGACAGAGAUGCAGCGAACGAGGGGAUAUGUAUAGAAAGAGAGAGAAAUAGAUAAAGAGAGAGAGAGAGAGAGAGAGAGAGAUUCAGGUAGUUAGGCUGGCAAUGCCGAGGCUAUUGUGCAGGAAGUGCGCUAACUGUCCCCGCCAUUGUCCUUUAGUUCGUAUUUUAUUUACACCGUUAAGCAGCAUAAUUGUCGCUAUUUUUGUUCCACUCGAUGCGAGGCAUUGUCAAUGCCAGUGACACCGUUCGAGAGCUUUGCUUUGAUCCCGAGCAAAGGUUGUCUCACGGCCAUCAAUCGAUCUACGGCAAGCUCUUUAAGUACUCAAGAUGAUAUUCCCCUCGUUGCAGAAGGAAACAAUCUGUAGACAUGGUAGCGCAAAUCAUUCUGCUGGUCAUAUGCUGCAUUUGCUUGAAACACUUUGCCAAGGGUGAAUUUCAACAAAGUCUGGCUAUAACCGACAUCCUGCCGGAGGACAUCAAGCGCUAUGACAAAAUGCGCCCGCCCAAGAAGGAGGGGCAGCCCACCAUAGUUUAUUUUCACGUUACUGUCAUGGGCCUCGACUCCAUCGACGAGAACUCCAUGACCUAUGUGGCGGACGUGUUCUUCGCGCAAACCUGGAAGGAUCAUCGCCUACGACUGCCCGAAAAUAUGACGCAAGAGUAUCGUCUGCUCGAGGUGGACUGGCUGAAGAAUAUGUGGCGACCCGAUUCCUUCUUCAAGAAUGCCAAGUCGGUUACAUUCCAAACUAUGACCAUUCCCAAUCACUACAUGUGGCUCUACAAGGACAAGACCAUACUCUACAUGGUAAAGCUAACGCUAAAGCUAUCCUGCAUCAUGAAUUUCGCCAUCUACCCACACGACACACAGGAGUGCAAGCUGCAAAUGGAGAGCUUAUCUCACACAACGGAUGAUUUGAUCUUUCAAUGGGAUCCCACCACGCCGCUGGUGGUGGACGAGAACAUUGAGCUGCCGCAGGUGGCGCUGAUACGGAACGAGACCGCGGACUGCACCCAGGUCUAUUCGACGGGAAACUUUACGUGCCUGGAGGUGGUGUUCACGCUGAAGCGGCGCUUGGUCUACUACGUGUUUAACACCUAUAUACCGACCUGCAUGAUAGUGAUCAUGUCGUGGGUGUCCUUCUGGAUCAAGCCGGAGGCGGCGCCCGCUCGUGUCACGCUGGGCGUGACCUCGCUGCUCACGCUUUCCACGCAGCAUGCGAAGUCGCAGUCGUCCUUGCCGCCCGUCUCCUAUUUGAAGGCUGUGGAUGCCUUCAUGUCCGUCUGCACGGUGUUCGUCUUCAUGGCCCUCAUGGAGUAUUGCCUGAUAAAUAUUGUGCUCAGCGACACGCCCAUACCUAAGCCCAUUGCAUACCCGCCCAAGCCCGUGGCGGGCGAGCCAGGCAAGAAGGAGGCGGAAGGAGGAGCAGCAGCCGGCAGCAAUGCCGCUUCGAAUAAACAGCCCACGAUGUUGCCCCUGGCGGAUGAGAAAAUUGAAAAGAUUGAAAAGAUAUUCGACGAGAUGACCAAAAACAAGCGCAUUGUGACCACAACACGGCGCGUGGUGCGUCCACCCUUAGAUGCGGACGGUCCUUGGAUUCCGCGCCAGGAGUCGCAUAUAAUAUUGACACCAACCAUACGGCCGCCACCUCCGCCGCCGCCAGCACCGGAGCCGGAGUUGCCAAAGCCGAAGCUGACGCCAGCCCAGGAGCGUUUAAAGCGCGCCAUCUACAUCGAUCGAUCAUCGCGUGUGCUCUUCCCGGCUCUAUUUGCCAGCCUCAAUUGUAUCUACUGGAUUGUGUUUUACGAGUAUCUCUAAGAUACUAUCUACUAUAUCUACUGUAAAUAUGAUAUGCACUCCUCUCUCUCUCUCUCUCUCUCUCUCUCUCGCUCUCUGCAAGUCGUACAACUUUAUUGAAUGUUAAUUGUUCGCAAAAUAUAUGAAUAUACAAAAAUAUGUAGGAAAAAAUCUUAAGCUUAGACACAAAAGCUUUAAGUCAACGAAUUUUAAACUGAAAGAUCAAAAGAAUUAUUGUAGCAAAUCGUUGCUAACACUCUAUAAAGUAUCUCUCUAUAUAUACAUACAUAUAUACAUAUAUAUAUAAAUAUGAUAAGCAUAUGAAUUCAAUUCCUAAAUGCUUAUGGUUAAAACAUUUCAAUGGCAUUGUAGUCGUAGCCUAAUUCUUAAUGCUAAUUUAAUGUCUUACAAGCUGCUUUUAAUUGUAAAUAAAAUGAAUUAAGUUAAUAAAUAUAUAAUGAUAAUAAUAAAAAAUUAUAAAUGGAUAGUAUUUCACAG
Messenger RNA from Drosophila mojavensis, 2680 nucleotides. It is a transcript of the gene ort, whose product is annotated as glycine receptor subunit alpha-4. Gene Ontology annotation, cellular component: synapse; neuron projection; membrane. NCBI's taxonomy places the organism in Eukaryota, Metazoa, Arthropoda, Insecta, Diptera, Drosophilidae. The record is from RefSeq and is a predicted model, not a curated record. Gene Ontology annotation, biological process: regulation of membrane potential; nervous system process; chemical synaptic transmission. Bases 755 to 2203 code for a protein of 482 amino acids. Gene Ontology annotation, molecular function: extracellular ligand-gated monoatomic ion channel activity; transmembrane signaling receptor activity; chloride channel activity. The transcript is spliced from 4 exons.